Messenger RNA from Talaromyces stipitatus ATCC 10500, 827 nucleotides. RefSeq lists its product as uncharacterized. The transcript is spliced from 2 exons. The record is from RefSeq and is a predicted model, not a curated record. NCBI's taxonomy places the organism in Eukaryota, Fungi, Ascomycota, Eurotiomycetes, Eurotiales, Trichocomaceae. The coding region runs from base 1 to 714 and encodes 237 amino acids. Gene Ontology annotation, cellular component: mitochondrial inner membrane. Gene Ontology annotation, biological process: mitochondrial respiratory chain complex I assembly.
AUGCUUUCUCCAUCUCCACAGCUUCUACGUGUCUUGCGCACGUCUAUAGCAAAUGACUAUGUCUUAACUUCCGGCCCAUCCCACCCAAUUCGCCACUCUUUAAGCUCCAGGCUAUCAUACCGCAAAUACAGCAGUGGUAACACCAACAUCACUCCUCACAGACCUUCUCGGGUCGCACCUCGUUCGCAACCCCCAAAGCCACAAACACACGAUCGAGGGCCGCGGUCCGACGAAAAGACCCAAACAGAUUUCGCGGAGCUGAAUGUUUUUGGGAAUAUUCCUACUCCCGCGACUGCGGUUGAUGCAUGCUUAGAUGAUGGAUUUCAUUUGGAUAACGGUGUGAAAAUUACCAAUGGCGAUGGUGUCUUGCUUGUAGCCGGGGAAGCUUUUGCUUGGCGGCCAUGGCAGUCAUUGAAGAAUACGGACAAUCCCAGGAAAUCCAUGGUUAAUGAGAAGGGGCAGUUUGAGUUACCGGAAGAAGCAUGGGGACUGUUGAGUCUGGUUUGGCCUCGGCCUGAUAUUUUGAUUAUAGGCUUAGGAUCGAGCAUUAUCCCGUUGUCACCUCAAACGAAGAGACAUGUCAACUCUUUGGGAAUCAGGGUCGACGUCCAGGACACUCGCAAUGCGUCAGCACAGUUCAAUCUACUUGCUACCGAACGAGGCGUCACUGAAGUCGCGGCAGCUAUGAUUCCAGUGGGGUGGAGUGCUCGAUAGGGCACUGGUCAAAUUAUGCAUUUGUACUAUAGAAACUCCCUUUAAUCCGGAAAAGACAUGUCAAAAAAUAAAUAAUAAAAUGUAGCAAGGGCAAUGCGAAUAAUUCAGGAUUC